AUGAUCUUGCAGCCGCCCAUGACCAUGGACGACUCGUUUCAACUUUUCGACCUUCGGGUCGAAGUCAUCUGUCCUCCGGGAGCACGUAUCAUGUGCGGCGCGAAGGAGGGUGAUUAUUUCACUCUAGAAGGAGAAAUGUUGCGAUUACCUCAGGGAGUUGGAUUCUCUAUCUAUUCUUUAGGUGCAAUACUUCCCUUGCUAGCCGCAAAACAGAGAAUGACACAUCCGAAUGAUUGGAUGUCAACCGAUGCAAUCGUUGCUUGCCCUGACCCAAACUGCAAGUCCCAACUUCGAAUCGUUCGAACAGGGCUUCGAACAUUCAGACAUUCGGAGACUACUGUGGUUCCGACGACAGCAGAUUGACACUGGGAACGGGGUUGGACGGGUUUGAAAAAUGUCUUGUGUGCAGCAGGGCCAUAAUAUAGCACACGAGGUUUUAAAUUGUCAAUGUCAAUGUCAACCGCCAGCCUCAAUCGGA
Messenger RNA from Marasmius oreades (fairy-ring Marasmius), 478 nucleotides. RefSeq lists its product as uncharacterized. Bases 1 to 363 code for a protein of 120 amino acids. Lineage: Eukaryota; Fungi; Basidiomycota; Agaricomycetes; Agaricales; Marasmiaceae. The transcript is spliced from 2 exons. The record is from RefSeq and is a predicted model, not a curated record.